AUGACUUCUCCAUUUGAGCUAAUCAAAGUCCGAAAACAAGUGGCUGCUGCAUCAGGGGCUCCAAAUGGUACCGCUGUUGCAGAAGCCGCAUCGGUUUCACCAAUGAUCACAAAACUGCUUAGAAGAUACACACUCGAGAUUAAGUCACUGACACAGACAUCACAGCCGCAUGUAAGAGUAUCCAUGAAUGAUGACUGGAACAGGAAACCCACCAUCAGCCACGGAUCUGCAGCAUCCCAUAGCUUUGACACGGCAAGAAUACGAGCACAGUGUGUUAUAUUGCCAAAGUAUACAGCGAAAGAGAGGAAGUUUCUGAAAUGGAACAACCCGGGAAAGAGAUUAGAGAGAUGGAAAGGGAUCCAUCAUACAGACAGAAACCUCGGAAUUGGGAAAUAA
Messenger RNA from Microthlaspi erraticum, 396 nucleotides. The record is from the annotation of a GenBank genome assembly. Lineage: Eukaryota; Viridiplantae; Streptophyta; Magnoliopsida; Brassicales; Brassicaceae.